This is a messenger RNA of Anopheles bellator, 1967 nucleotides long. RefSeq lists its product as uncharacterized. Lineage: Eukaryota; Metazoa; Arthropoda; Insecta; Diptera; Culicidae. Bases 1 to 1758 code for a protein of 585 amino acids. The record is from RefSeq and is a predicted model, not a curated record. The transcript is spliced from 3 exons.
AUGGUCCGAAGGCGGACACAUCAGGGGAACGGUGGAGGCAGCGGGAAAGAUCUCGCUUCCUCCGCCACGGUGGCACCCGAUGCCGAUCCUUCUGCGCGGUCCGAUGGUGAUGGUCGGGACACGGCCGAGGAGCAACAGUUGAAAGCGUUGGGCGAGGGACAGUCGCGCCGAUCCGCUGGUGACGUGAGCGUCGGCCAGAAUAGUGGGACAACUAAAGCGACCGUCCAUAUCAAUGGAGUCGCUGUCGAUCACUUCCACCAAAACUCGGACGUGGACGAGGAGCGUCGGUCACUGUGUCAGAACAGUGACAUUCACGGUUUCAUCUCCUAUUCUUCCGACAGCAGCAUGAUCGAACUGAACCUCAAGUUUCGCAAGUGCGCCUGUAACGAAAACAUCAUCAACAUCUCCAAAGAAAACCUCCAACAGAAGCAACGAAGCUGUUCGCCACCGCCAACGGCCGAGGUUCGUCCGGGCGCUCCGGGUGACUUGCCCAGCAGCCAGCCGCAGCUCGCCGCCGUUCCGGAUGGAAGUGUGUUCAGGAGAGAAGGUAAAAGCAAGAAACUGUUAGCAUUAAACAAAGACAACCUGAACAGCUUGGUGCGCAAGCUGAACGACACCGCGAAUAGCUCAUCCUCAUCGUGUACAAAGUGUAGACUAUCAUUAGACGUCAAUCAUAUUUUAACUCAGAUCGUAAGCAUUAAGACUACCGGUGGCUCAUCACCGGGCGUGGCUGACGACAAGCGAGACGAUCAGGCUUCUCCUUGCGAUGAAUCGAUCGCACGGCGCGCUCCCAACCCUUUGACGAUCGACGCAUCCGGUAUCGGGCUACGGGCGGACGACUCCUUGAUCGGUAGCUCAGCCUCGCCGUUACCCUCACCGAACUCGCCUAUACCUUUGCUCGGACUUCCACCACUCGAGCGGCGUCACAGUGAAACGGUAGAGCGACGCUCGAUCGGUGUGCAGCAUGCGGCAGGGAUGCGCCCACCGCGCAAAAGGGCUCCAAUGCUGCGUACCCACGGUCGCAGCAUGGCGCAGGCCGAGGAAAUCAUUAUCAUAUCGGAUGAGUUUCGCCGACAGUCCUUGCGUGACCAACAAUCCGUCCGUGUGCAGAAAAGCGUGAAAAAGAUCUCCAAAUCGAUGGAGUGCAUCGAUAAGCGCAAUCCACCGACACUGUCCCUGCGGCCGGUAGCGAUACGAAGCUUCCAGCUGCCAAACUCCACGCUUGACGGUGUCGACGGAGCGGACGAGAUGCUAACCAUCGUCGUCGACACCGUCGGCAGUGGGGCAAGCAGUGUGAAAUCAAUUUCAAAGUCCGUCGACAACGUGUCAGUUGGCUCAGGGAACAAUGUAGAACCAUUUGCUCAACCGAAAACUCCUGACCUGACCGCCGCCGGUGACAGUGUCGAGUUGAUCUUCAUAUCGGACGAGUUCGUUAAACGCAAAUCGAAAUCCAGCUCGGAUGUGAUCAUCGUAGAAAGUGCUGGUGACCGUAAGCGCGAGAGUGCCAAGCGAAGGAGACCGGUCAAGCAUCUGUCAGUGAUUGGGGCCACCCAUCGUACCCAAAGUACUGAGGGUCGGAUCGUCAAGUCAGCCACCAUCCCGGUGGCCGCGUCUCCCGCUACCAAAGCGAAAGAUACCCGCCGCAAAACGACCGUUUCGAACUCGAAUAGUUUUCUCACCUACGAAGAGCCGUUUUCACCUGAGACGCUCGAAAGCAAAGACAUUGGUCAGAUGUUCGCUGAGGCCGCGGCAGAAUAAAACGAAAUCGGUCGUAGGCUCAGGGAGGCGGCCAUUUCCGGUGAACUGUCGUCGCAGGCAUACCGUCAUACGUUUGCAUGUUGUUCCGUCAGUAGGCAAUGAAUUAUGUGUAUUUUUAGUUUUGUUACUUGUAUUGUUGUGCAAUCGAAGGAUACAUUGAUUGCGGACUGGCAUAAAUGCUGAUGUGUCUUCCUUGUGCAAUUUAUCUA